ACUGCCUAUAAUCCACUGGGUUUCGGCUCGAAAGUGAUUUGACAAUUGGAUAUGUUCCCUCGUCAGCUGUUCUUUAAGUAUUUAACCCGGAAAAUGUGCGAAUUUUGUCAACUUUAAUCCUAUUAUGCAGUUCUAAUAUAUAAAUGAUAUCUUUAAAAGCACAGAAAAAAGAUUUUUUCCUGGGUCAAGAUAUUCUUGUGCAAGAAACUUUAAGAUAUGAACGGCUCAUAUUUUAAGGAGGAAGAGGCAGACUUAGGAAUUUUUAUCUUUUACUCAUGUCUUUUGCUUUAAGAAAGACUUCAGUUUCGUUUCUUGCCUAAGAUAUUUCUUGGAUCAAGAACUAGGCAAGAAACACUCUUUUAACCCUCCGAAGGUGUCCGCAUUUUAUCACACGAACGAAGUAUGUGGGUCCAAGUGGACCCACAUGUGGAUAAGUAAGGAAAACGUGACUUUUCAUCUGUACUGUGCUAUGUAAGAUAUUCUAAUUCUUCAUAUGGUUCUUAUGCAUCAUUAGAAGACUAACGAUUAGCGAAGAGAUCGCUUCGAAUUGCAUAGAUCUUAAAGUAGAAAAAAACAGAAAACACUACUGUGGGUCUCCUUGGACCCACAAACACCUCCGGAGGAUUAACAAGAAAUGCGCAAGGAUCUUUCUUUCGUGACAUCAAAAACUUCCAUUAGACCUAUAUCUACACAAAGUCAUUAGUUUCAAAAACAGCUAUUUUUCUAACCAAGAUUUUCAGGGGGAGUCCAACAUUUUUCCACCAGAUCGACAAUUUUUUUAUUAUUAGCGAUACCGGACUAGCGUAAAAAGAAGAGUAAACAAAUACAUGUCGCUCAUAGCUACUAUGUUAUUCUAUUCUUUCCAGUGUAAGUUAACUGUCCACUGGCAGAGUCUGUGCCACCUAGAUCCUCUUCUUGGCUACGCCACUGUAGCUGUUACUUGUCUCACAAUUAAGAUGAGUAAAUAAUGGUCGUUUCGUUAUUCUGACUACCUAAAAUUUUCGACUGAUUUAUGUCUAAUUUAGCUAAUGGCUUCUUCAUCUUCAUUAUCCAGUUCACGCUCCUCUUCAAAUAGCUCUCCACCACCGACACCAAAACGUCAUCGUCCACCUAUUCCAUGCGCUUAUAUCGAUAAAUUAAGCAAUAUUAAAUGUACUAAUGAUAAUUCGACACAAUGUUUUCAUUGUAAUCUUCAUUUUUGCCCAGAUCAUUUGAAUAUGCAUGAACAAUUUCAAACUCUAAAAUUUCGUGCUCAACAAGAGAAUGAUGAACUAGAACGAUUGAAAGUACAAACAAAUCGUGAUGAAAUGCAUCGACUCAUCGAUUAUUGGCAAGAAAAAGAAAUGGAAGAAAUUAAAGUGAAAUAUGCUACUAAAAAAAGCAAUUUUGAUCGAGAAUAUAGUGAAGUAUGUAAAAAUUUAGAAACAUCAAAAACAGAUUUUGCAGCAGAAAUCAGAACAAAUAUAAUGACACAAAUUGAACAUUUAUCAACGAAAAACGAUGUACAUCCUGAAGCUAUUCAAGAAUUAAAAUUUUCAUUACAAGAAUUAAGUGAAAAAAUCGAAAAUUUAAGAAAAUCAACAGUAUUUACCAUAGAAUAUGUAAAUAAUUCAAUUAAUAUUAAAAAACCAAAUGUCGACGAAUCUACGCGAAAUGAUAUUUCUAAUGGUACGAAAAUAUUUCAACCGGAAGAUGUUGAAAAAAUGUUUCAUUCACCUAUUAGUAAAAAAUUUCAACUCGAUACAAUAAGUGAUAAAAGAUUUAGUGGUAUAUUUGAUUGUUCCAACGAAUUUAUUUUGGUUAAUGAUGUUCACAAAUUACGUGUUUUCAAUAAAGACAAACAAGUAAAUGAAUUACGAUGGAAUGGUGAACAAAUCAAAGAUAUUCAAUGGAAUGAAUUAAUGUCAAAAUUUUUAAUAUUAACCAAUACCCAUUUAUUUUCAUUAUCACCAUUAACAAUGAAUCUAAUUAAAAUUAGACAGAUUAGAAGUAUAUUUGGUGAACAAUUAUCAUGGAUGACAAGUAGUCAGAAACAUUUAUUUAUCAGUCAUUACGAUGGCGAGUAUAUUCAACAUUGGUCAAUUGACAAAGAAAAACAAAGUCAGGCAGUAGAAACAAAAUUAAAAUUAUUAAAACGAUAUACACGUGAAGAAGAUUUUAGUAACUAUUGGAUAUAUCGUAUAAAAUUAACACGUGAUUGUAAAUUGAUUAUUAUGAAUGUUUUAAACGAAGAUAUGAUCGGUGAACAUUUAAUUCAAUUGAGAGAAAUGGAAACGAUGAAAUUAUUAAAACUAAUUGGUAAAGAAUUUAAAAUUUGUUUUGAAUUAGCCUUUAAAAAUGAUCAACAAUGGUUGGUAGCUGAUUGUGAUAGUGAUGAAUAUUAUUUUUAUUUACUUGAUCGAAAAGGAAAUGAUAUGAAAAAGGUAGAUUACAAAUUUAAAAAUGAUGUUUGGUUACGAAUGUUGGAAAAUAAACUAGUGGUGUGGAAAUCAGAUGAAAAUGGAGAAUCAGUAUUAGAAUUACAUUAA
Didymodactylos carnosus is the source of this 2528-nucleotide messenger RNA. NCBI's taxonomy places the organism in Eukaryota, Metazoa, Rotifera, Eurotatoria, Philodinida, Philodinidae. The record is from the annotation of a GenBank genome assembly.